Peronospora matthiolae is the source of this 864-nucleotide messenger RNA. NCBI's taxonomy places the organism in Eukaryota, Oomycota, Peronosporomycetes, Peronosporales, Peronosporaceae. The record is from the annotation of a GenBank genome assembly.
AUGGCACACCCAAGAAAGCUUGGCCGAGACGUCUCAAUCGGUGAAUUCGAUGCAGCCACAGGACUCACACACGUCACGCACCAGCGAGGGCGACUGCUUUUCAACAUGGGGGCCAGCGUGAAGAAACAACAGCGACGAGAGCUCGAUGACCUCGUCGAGACCGUCACAUCGACACCUGCGAGUUGGAAGGGCAAAAGUCCGGUUCCAACCCAUUCCAUCCGCACGUUCACGGGUCUGUCCUUGUAUCCAGAGGAAGCCAAUUACCUGGUCCAGCGAGGAGCGCUGGUGAUCUAUUGUACGUCAGCUGAAGAUAAAGUUGCAAAGGAAGUAAGCGGUGCAGACUUUACUGCACUGUUGGCCAGAGAUGCCAAUGUAUCCCUCGCCUGCUUGGACGUGUACUCGUUCUUGAAAGAGCAGAAGCUGCACCCUCGACGCUGUCUAGAACCGGUUGCAGCAAUUGCAAGUGGAGGUCAUAGAGACGGUCGGAGCGUGCCUCAUCAUGUCGAAGAAAGCACUGGAUCCUGUGACGUGGCGUUCGACGUCUGGAAGACUGUUUCCGUUGAUGUCCUUUUACCUCGCACGAAUGCAGAGCAAGCUACGCAGUCGUCGCCUGCUGCGAUAGCAACUGCAAAGAACCCGAGACCGAGGAAGAAGUUGGGGCUAGUCUUCCGCGUGGCCGUGUGUCGCUAUUGGGACAUCGCUCCCAGCCAACGCAGUUUUCGACAACUUCUUCAACGCAGCAAAGCUCGCGAUUGCGGGUCGAGUAGUGGCAGCUCCUCAUUGACGUGCGGGCAAGUUCCCGUGAAAUUAGCCGUCGUUCACCACGACCGGAGUGUCCUGCUCUUUGAAAUCAGCGAUAUGUGA